This is a messenger RNA of Striga hermonthica, 1230 nucleotides long. NCBI's taxonomy places the organism in Eukaryota, Viridiplantae, Streptophyta, Magnoliopsida, Lamiales, Orobanchaceae. The record is from the annotation of a GenBank genome assembly.
GCCACCACAGCAGCAACAGCAGAGGGGCAGACAGCAGGCCCGAGUCUACGCAGUCGAUCAGGUUGAGGCCGAGCAGCAGCCAGGUACUAUGUCAGGGAUGAUCAUGCUUAAUAAUAUUCUUGUGUUCGCUUUAUUCGAUACUGGAGUGACGCACUCCUUUAUUUCACGACGAUGUCUUGAUGCCAUCAUAGUUCAUACCUUUACCGCUGUCGAUCCUCUCGAGGUGAGUUUAGCCUCGGGACGAAAGAUAGUGACUUCAGCUAAAGCUUCAGAUCUCAGCCUUUCCAUCGGUGGUCGUUCAUUGUCUGCCGACGCGUAUGUUCUUGAGAUGAAGGACUUUGACCUCAUUCUCGGGAUAGAUUGGCUAUCCUUUUAUCAUGCAGAUAUUAGAUGUCAUGACUGGAAGAUUACUCUUUAUCUUCCGGGAGACGAGUCGAUCACUUUCUUUGGCACCAAGAAUCGUUCCUUACCUCAUGUUGUUUCCAUGGUGAAAGCUACCAAAUUGCUGCGACGAGGCAACUGCCAGGGUUAUCUAGUGAGCCUUGUCGAUGAUUCUCAGAAACCAGAAUCACCUCACGAUGUCCCAGUUGUUCGUGAGUUUGUGGAUGUGUUUCCAGACAAGCUUCCAGGAGGACCGCCUAACCGGCAGGUGGAGUUCUCUAUUGAUCUCAUUCCAAGAGCCGGCCCAGUAUCCAAAGCCCCGUACCGUAUGGCGCCGAAGGAGUUGCAGGAACUUAAGGCGCAGAUUCAGGAGUUAUUACGACCCAGUUUCAUCCGACCGAGCGUGUCACCUUGGGGAGCACCCGUUCUCUUUGUCAAGAAGAAGGACGGAUCCAUGCGCAUGUGUAUCGACUACCGGGAUCUUAACCGGUUGACGAUCAAGAACAAGUAUCCGCUUCCCAGGAUCGACGACUUAUUUGAUCAGUUGAGGGGAGCCUGUGUGUUCUCAAAGAUUGAUUUACGAUCAGGUUACCACCAGCUGAAGAUUAAGGAGUCAGAUAUCGCUAAGACCGCUUUCAGGACUCGUUACGGCCAUUACGAGUUCAUCGUCAUGCCAUUCGGCCUCAGUAAUGCUCCAGCGGUUUUCAUGGACCUGAUGAACCGUAUUUUCCAUCCCUACCUCGAUCAUUUUGUUAUUGUCUUUAUUGACGAUAUUCUUAUCUACUCGAAGAGCCAGAAGGAGCACGAGGAGCAUCUGAGGGUGGUUCUUGAAACCCUCAGACGAGAAAA